GUGGGGAUUGGGAUCGCUAGCCUAACUUAUCAAGCGUUUAAAAAAAGACGUUUUUCUGUGCUUCAUAUUAUCGAGAGAGAAAAUGGCCGAAGAAGGACAAGUUAUUGCCUGCCACACAGUGGAUACCUGGAAAGAGCAUUUCGAGAAGGGAAAAGGGUCUCAGAAACUGAUUGUCGUGGAUUUUACUGCUUCAUGGUGUCCACCAUGUAAAAUGAUUGCUCCAAUCUUCGCCGAGUUGGCGAAGAAGUUUCCCAAUGUCACAUUCUUGAAGGUGGAUGUGGAUGAAUUGAAGGCUGUUGCUGAGGAGUGGAAUGUGGAGGCAAUGCCAACUUUUAUUUUCCUGAAAGAUGGAAAAUUAGUGGACAAAACUGUGGGUGCUGAUAAAGAUGGCCUGCCAACACUGGUUGCAAAGCACGCAACUGCAUAAUGUGUGGAUGAUGUAUGAUCCUUAAUGGUUUUCAAUUGCUUUCUGUUUUAUGGAUCUUGUAUAUGUAUUUGACAUGUCUAUGUGAGUGCUUCGUCCUUGUUGCUCGUACAUGUCAUGUUAUUGGAUGGGAGCCCAUCGUUAGGAUGUUUACUGUCUUGUGCUGGUCUGUUUCUCUUGAGAAACUGGUUUGCAAUGUAAUAAAUCCGAAUGAUCUUGCUUGUGUA
Populus trichocarpa (black cottonwood) is the source of this 651-nucleotide messenger RNA. RefSeq names its product thioredoxin H-type 2. The transcript is spliced from 3 exons. NCBI's taxonomy places the organism in Eukaryota, Viridiplantae, Streptophyta, Magnoliopsida, Malpighiales, Salicaceae. The record is from RefSeq and is a predicted model, not a curated record. Bases 83 to 427 code for a protein of 114 amino acids.